This is a messenger RNA of Cooperia oncophora, 399 nucleotides long. Lineage: Eukaryota; Metazoa; Nematoda; Chromadorea; Rhabditida; Trichostrongylidae. The record is from the annotation of a GenBank genome assembly.
AUGUUAUGUGGAUUUCCUCCAUUUCAAAGUUCCGACGGGUCCCAAGACGAUCUAUUUGCUCAAAUAAUGCGCGGUCGAGUAACCUUUCCAUCGCCAUCAUGGGAUAAGAUCUCUGCAUCGGCUAAAGCGCUCAUUCUACUUCUCGUAAAUACCGAUAAAGAAGAACGAUUCUCAGCUCAUGACGUACUGGACAAUCAAUGGAUCAAGACCCUGUCCGACGUCCCAUCAGAUUUCGAAUCGAUGGCAGAAUUUAUAGUCGAAUCGAGAAUUGAUGCAGAUGUGGACGUUGAAGAGACGGAUCGAGAGUACUAUAUGAGUCGGCGAACCAGUAUGGACGAAUUGAGCGAAAGUGGACGAGCGGAUAGUUACGAGUUCACAUUUUCGAGGAAUUACAGCUAG